Messenger RNA from Penicillium egyptiacum, 897 nucleotides. Lineage: Eukaryota; Fungi; Ascomycota; Eurotiomycetes; Eurotiales; Aspergillaceae. The record is from the annotation of a GenBank genome assembly.
AUGUCCGACGACGAUGAGUACUAUGAAUUCGAAGAUGACUACAUGUACGAGGAUUUAGGCCCAGAUAUGGUCGACGAUCUCGCCGCUUCCUCACACUACGAAGCCGCCCUAUACGAAGAUCCAGGGAUCGAUGUCGAAGACUAUUUUAGCGACUGGGACUAUUAUUCAGACGAUUACCACGACGAUGACUCGACCGUCGACCAAAGCGCAGAGAGAAAGAAAAGAACCGAGAUCGCAGCGAUAGCACCGCGACGAAAGGCUUCUUCCCGUCCAAAAGGCCACAUCGCCAGGAUUCCGCCAACAAAAUCCCCACUGGUGCCUGAUACCGCCUCCUUUCAGGGCGUGGUGUGGAAAACGCCCGCGCUAGACCGGGAUCAGGACGUCGCCACUUUGUACGAGCCGGACACGGGCGAGAAAGUCGCGCUUCUAGAGAACUGGCGGGAGGUCUUCAAAUCUUCCCAGCCCGCGUUGGAUAGGUCGCGGUUGAAAAGGCGGAACGUGGUUGAGUCCAAGACCGUCGAUCCCUCGCUGGCUGACGAUGAAGUGUUCGCUGGUGACGGUGCCGACGACCAGACCGAUAGCUCGAACGAGAUGUCCAAUGUUAACUCGCCGGAUAAUUCAGGUGUUGGUGCCGGGGAUACUGGAGAUGCUUCAAAUACAACCCCGGACCCGGACCCUGACUCUUUCCGCUCGCUGAAACUCUCUUCGCCACCGAAAGUCGUGAUUCCGUUGAAGAAAGGGAGCAAACGGAAGGUCGUUUCACAGAAGGAUGACACUGAUGAGGACACGGCGCCGCCUCGUCCGAAGAGGGUUGCGUUGCGGAAAGACGGUGGUCACGAGCCUACAAAGCGUGGUGCGGCACCGCCGGUGCGCAGAUCAGCUAGACAGAAGAAGUAG